AUGUUGCCCAAAGUUCUCGUGCUCCUCCUGGGCAUAUUCGUGAUCAUCCAGUCGAGGGUUGAGGGACCUCAGCCUGCGUCAAAGAAGGAAGCCUCUGCCCAUAAUGAUGUCUUCUAUGGCCCUGAGCCACAGCCCCUUGGAAGGAAGCUCCUCUCUGAAGAAACAAAGCCCACUGCUACUGGGACCGGGCGCCCAGUUGGCAAACUGCCAGAAGCCUCUCGCAUCCUGAACACGAUCCUGAGUAACUAUGACCACAAACUGCGCCCCGGCAUUGGUGAGAAGCCCACUGUGGUCACUGUUGAGAUCUCUGUCAACAGCCUUGGCCCACUCUCUAUAAUGGACAUGGAAUACACCAUUGACAUCAUCUUCUGCCAGACCUGGUAUGAUGAACGCCUCCGUUACAAUGACACCUUUGAGACCCUUGUUCUGAAUGGCAAUGUGGUGAGCCAGUUGUGGAUCCCGGACACCUUUUUUAGGAAUUCUAAGAAAACCCAAGAGCAUGAGAUCACCAUGCCAAACCAGAUGGUCCGCAUCCACAAAGACGGCAAGGUGUUGUACACCAUUAGGAUGACCAUUGAUGCUGGAUGUUCACUCCACAUGCUCAAAUUUCCAAUGGAUUCUCACUCUUGCCCUCUGUCUUUCUCUAGCUUUUCCUAUCCUGAGAGUGAGAUGAUCUACAAGUGGGAAAAUUUUAAGCUUGAAAUCAAUGAGAAGAACUCCUGGAAGCUAUUCCAGUUUGAUUUUACAGGAGUGAGCAACAAAACUGAAAUUGUCUCAACGCCAGCUGGGGACUUCAUGGUCAUGACGCUUUUCUUCAACGUGAGCAGGCGAUUUGGCUAUGUUGCCUUUCAAAACUACGUCCCUUCUUCUGUGACCACGAUGCUCUCCUGGGUUUCCUUUUGGAUCAAGAAGGAGUGUGCUUCAGCCAGGACCUCUCUAGGGAUCACCUCUGUACUCACCAUGACCACACUGGGCACCUUUUCUCGUAAGAAUUUCCCACGUGUCUCCUAUAUCACAGCCUUGGAUUUCUAUAUCGCUAUCUGCUUCGUCUUCUGCUUCUGCGCUCUGCUGGAAUUUGCUGUGCUCAACUUCCUGACCUACAACCAGACAAAAGCCCGUGCUUCUCCGAAACUUCGCCAUCCUCCUCUUGGUAGCCGUGCCCAUGCCCGUAUCCGUGCACGUGCCCGCGCCCGCGCCUCCCAGCAGCAGGAAGGUUUUGUGUGCGAGGUUGUCACCUCUGAGGGAAGUGAUGGAGAGGAGCGCCUGUCUUGCUCAGCCCAGCGGUCCCCCAGCCCAGGUAGCCCCCAGGGUCCCCGCAGCCUCUUCUCCAAGCUGACCUGCUGUGAGUGGUGCAAGAAGUACUUCUGCAUGGUCCCCGAUUGCAAGGGUAGCACCUGGCAGCAGGGCCGCCUCUGCAUCCACAUCUACCGCCUGGAUGACUACUCGCAGGUUGUUUUCCCAGUGGCCUUCUUCUUGUUCAAUGUGCUCUACUGGCUUGUUUGCCUUAACUUGUAGGUGCCAGCUGGCACCCUGUGGGGCAGCCUCCCCAGUUCCCCAGGAGGGCCCAAGCCCCCUGCUAAGGGAGUUGUGGGAAAGCAGCAGCAGCAGGAGUGACCAGGGAGUGUUUCUCUUUCCCCAUUUCCCACACACAAGCCCGCAGAGAACUGGUCUUUGCUGGCCCUCUCCCCUACCUGGGCCAUCCACUUAAUCUCCUGGGCAGCCCAUUUCAAGCAAAAUAGCCCACCUUUCUAUUCUUCAAGGGGCAUUCAUGAUGCUCAGUUUUAAAAGUCAUAGGCUCUCAGUGAUCAGGUCCCAACAGUGCCGACAAUCACUGCCUUUCUCCGGAAAUCCAUUAUUGCCUUUGUGGUGCUACGGGCCCAGCUCUGGCCCCAGCCUCAAAGUGCACAGACCAGCUGCUUGCCUGUUUCUGACACUUCCUUAAGAUGCUGGGCAGCAGCAUAACAGGGAGGAGACCCCCAUCCUUCGGUCAGAUUAUUAUAUUCUUGGUUCUAUCUCCUUGCCCUCCCUCCCUUCCCCUGCAGAUAAACACUGCCAUUAUCCCUUUAGGAGGAGGACAGCCAACAAGUGAAUUGACUUGGAAUAGUAUCUAUCCCUCUGCUGCUGUGACAUCUCCGUCUCCCCGCCCUGCUUCCAUCUUUCAUCCGCACUACCAAUUCAAUGCCCUUCAUCCAGUGGGUAUCUAUUUUUGUGUGUGAUGAUAGUAAUUACCCCCUGCUUUGUACGCCACCUUCUUCCUCCUCCUUGACCCCUGUGACUCUUUCUGUAACUUCCCCAGUGACUUUCCCAGCCCUGACCCAGGUGCUAGGCCUUGGUGACUUCCUGGGGCUAAGAAACUAAGGAAACUCUGCUUUGCAGCAGGCAUUACCUGCCAUUGAUUGGUGCCCACCUAAGGCACAGCAUAGGAGUUCUACCACUUGCUUGGCCCCUGGACCCAUGAGCCAGUCCACUGUUAUCCCCGGGGCACUCUCACAAUCACAAUCAAUCAAUUGAAUUCCCUUAAAUUUGUAUAGAACUUUACCUUUGACAGAGCACUUUUGACAAAUUAUUUCUAUUUGAAGCCUCAUCAUAGCCCUGGGACAUCUUCAGGGCAGG
Galeopterus variegatus (Sunda flying lemur) is the source of this 2613-nucleotide messenger RNA. It is a transcript of the gene GABRE, whose product is annotated as gamma-aminobutyric acid (GABA) A receptor, epsilon. Gene Ontology annotation, biological process: monoatomic ion transmembrane transport; gamma-aminobutyric acid signaling pathway; nervous system process. The transcript is spliced from 9 exons. NCBI's taxonomy places the organism in Eukaryota, Metazoa, Chordata, Mammalia, Dermoptera, Cynocephalidae. Gene Ontology annotation, molecular function: transmitter-gated monoatomic ion channel activity involved in regulation of postsynaptic membrane potential; benzodiazepine receptor activity; GABA-A receptor activity. Gene Ontology annotation, cellular component: dendrite membrane; synapse; neuron projection. The record is from RefSeq and is a predicted model, not a curated record. The coding region runs from base 1 to 1515 and encodes 504 amino acids.